Messenger RNA from Candoia aspera, 2702 nucleotides. RefSeq names its product rho-related GTP-binding protein RhoG-like. The record is from RefSeq and is a predicted model, not a curated record. Gene Ontology annotation, biological process: regulation of cell shape; cortical cytoskeleton organization; small GTPase-mediated signal transduction. Lineage: Eukaryota; Metazoa; Chordata; Lepidosauria; Squamata; Candoiidae. Gene Ontology annotation, cellular component: cytoplasmic vesicle; cytoskeleton; cell projection. The coding region runs from base 128 to 703 and encodes 191 amino acids. The transcript is spliced from 2 exons. Gene Ontology annotation, molecular function: GTPase activity; protein kinase binding; GTP binding.
GGGGCGCGGUUUCCCACAGCCGCUUCCAGCUCCACUUCGGCCGGCGGCGGCGGCGGCUGUGCGGGACCCAGCCCGGAAGCCAGCGAGGGAGGAGGCGAGCGGGCCGAGGACUCUUCCAAGCAAAAGAAUGCAGACGAUAAAGUGUGUGGUGGUUGGUGAUGGAGCUGUGGGAAAGACCUGCCUGCUGAUCAGCUACACCACAAAUGCCUUCCCGGAGGAGUACAUCCCCACGGUAUUUGAUAACUACAGUGCUCAGAUGACGGUGGAUGGCAGGAUGGUUAGCCUUAACCUCUGGGACACGGCCGGCCAAGAGGAAUAUGACCGUCUGCGCACCCUCUCCUACCCGCAGACCAACGUCUUUGUGAUUUGCUUUUCCAUCGGUAGCCCCUCCUCUUACGCCAACGUGCGGCACAAAUGGCACCCUGAGGUCUCCCACCACUGUCCCAAUGUGCCAAUUCUUCUGGUGGGUACCAAAAGGGACUUGCGGAGUAAUGCAGAGGCCGUGAAAAAGCUGAAGGAGCAAAGCCUGGGCCCUACCACACCCCAGCAGGGUACUUCGCUAGCCAAACAGAUUGGGGCAGUCAAAUACUUGGAGUGCUCAGCGUUGAACCAGGAAGGGGUAAGGGAAGUGUUUGCGGAAGCUGUGCGUGCCGUUCUCUAUCCUGUGACCAAGAAGAACUCCAAGAAGUGUCUUCUGUUGUAGUCAGCAAGAAGAGCAUAGCGCAGACUGAAGGCGGGUGUUUGCAGGCCAUCUCCUUAAACUAAUUGCAUCUUGCACUAGUGGCUUUAAAAAGAAAUUUCUUUCAGCAAAUACUCCAGCCGUCCAGCUGCCGCUUUGAGCCAACAGAAACGAACAUACUGGUUCUAGCCUUAAGGAUCAGCCUCCCCGGUUACUUCUCAGUGUCCCUUCUUACAUAAUUCUCCGCCUCGUCUGUGGAGGAGCCUAAAGCUAGGGAAUGCCUUCAAAGCCAAGUGUUUCUCUGCUCAACAGGACUAAGAUACAGACUUUCAGAAGGAGACAACGAUCUGCUUUGCCUUUCACAUCAAUGUUGCUUCUGUGUUCCCUCUCCAAUCGCCUGUCUUACAUGUAGGGUAGGGCUGUGCCUUUCCAGUAGCAGAAUCAGUCUGUCACAGAGUUUUCAGAAGCACCAUACACAUUUUAAAACAUCUCCAUUAUUGCAGGCAGGCAUAAUGACAGGCCUUGCAGACAGUGAGGGAUGAGCAACCCCUACAGGGUCUUAGUAAGAUCAAAACCAGGCUAUGUCCUUUGUGGAAUAUGUUACAAGUCUGGACUAGCUCUGCAUCCGGGGUUAGUUAUUUUGGUUUUCAGAGUUUGGAAAGCUGAACUAUAAAAAAGUGUUCUGCCUAUUGACUCCCACAUUGUUCCCUUUCCCCCAAACACACACUGGGCCUAGAUUAACCAUACUCUGCACUGGCUGACCUCCAGGCACUCUGAUGGUUUUUCUGCACUGGCAUUUCCUGUGUUUUCUUUAAUUAAAUGCCACGAUUACCCUUCAGCCUUGCAAAUGAGUCUUGGGGUGAGAAAUUGCCUGCUAUGCAGGAUAAAGUCUUUUUUCCCUGCCAUCAAGCCUUGUAAAAGCUGUGCCGCUUUGGAGCAGCUGUUUUGUGUGCCUUCUGUUCCCCUUUCGCCCUUGCAGAUAAAACUCAGUAACUUACUUCUAAACAUUCAGGUGUGAGUGCUAUUAAACUGAUGCAUUGAUUUAGUAGAAGCUUAAAUAUUUCUAGGCCAUUGAUACCCAUAUAGAUGCAUAUGAGCAGGGCCUAACAUUGCCUGAAAUAUUAACUUUGCCUUCUUUAGAAUCAAUUAUGCAAGUUUUUCUUUUAGAAACAUGAAUUACUAUUUAGCAUCAAGCAUUUUUUUUCCUUUUGCAACAGUAAGAAACUUGAGCUGACUGAGCCCGUUGUUGGCCAUGUUCAGCUGAUUAAGAAAAGCCUGAUGCUUCACAGCAUCUCUCUCUGGGCUAUGAGUAGCCUCUCCAGCAUGCUCCUUGGGAAGAAUGCUGAGAUGUAAUGCUCUGUUCCCAACCCCCUUUCCAAUUAAUUAUGUUCUGUAUUCUGGCUGCGAUCCUGACGUGCACCAGUGACAAGGAAAUUUUGCCUGAAUGUAGAAUUGUAAUACUUGGGAGCUGUCCUCUCUGCAUUGAUGCUGAUGUCACAGAUAGAUCAGGGACUUAGCCCAGGAGCAAAUCCUGUGUUACUCUCAUCCUCAGCAAGCAAAUCUGACUGGAUUGCUAUAGUAGCCAUGUUGUGGUCUCCUUUCUUUUUCCCUUUGCCCCUGGCCAAGAUUCUGGGCCUGAACUUUUGCCCUACAUCUGACCAUCCUCAGGGUAUGUAGCGAUGACAAACUGUUUCCAACCAGGUUAUAAUGUUAAUGAGAGCUUAGUCUCACUAGCACUGCCAAACGUCUUCUGAAUACGUUCCUGUGCAUCCCUCACGCCUGAUGAUGUGCGGACUGGACUCUCCCUCGGAUGCUGCUGGGGCUGCUGGUCUCCAGGGAAAGAGGCUUCCAGGAGGAGAUGUAGGUUCGAAUGACAGUUGAGGUUCAGGGAGCCUGACAUCGUGUGGUACUUCAACAUACACUGGCAACUGAUUUUACGGUUUAAAGUACAUUUGUAUGGCAACUAACGGAGUUAUUUUUAAAUUAUGCUGAAUGAAAUUGUAAUAAAGCGGUUUCUUGGUUC